UUACGGUGUACCGAUCCCAGAGCGGUUUCAAGGCCGGCACGCUGCCGCAGGUGAUGAUGACAAAAAUUUCAGAUAAGGCCCAGACAGUGACGGCGUAUAAGCCCCCUGUUACUUUGAUGUUAGCGCUGCGAGGUAUUAGUUAAGAGAGGGUACUUCAUGCUGAAAGAGCGCAUAUGAAUGGUUCUGAUUACUCAAGAAGCAUGAUCCCUGGUCGAGGGCUGAUCUCCCGAUAGGCCACAGCGAGAAAAGAUGUCAAGGCGUCAACUGACUGGCAAACGAGAACAAAGGCAGUGAGAAUUGUUAUCCCAGCUUCUAUAGUAGCGUCUAUGUCAUCGACAUAGUCAAGUGGAGGUUUCGCGGAUGCACGUUGGCUGUUCCUUGGGAAAAGGAUGGAGGAGCGAACAAAGAGGUCAAAUCGAAGAACAGCGAGAAAGGAAUGGCUGAUGUUUCGUGGGCCAUCUCGACCAGCGCUAUCCCUUCGCUGCUUGCGAUGACCUACAAUGACGGUCCCAACUUAUAUCGAUUCUGCAAGACUGUAAAUGCUACUGCACACCAUAUACUGCUCGACAAAUAUCUGAAAGGCGCUACAUCCGAGGAGAAACGACCUCGUUAUUGUGAAGCGAGUUUAAAUUAUUCCCAAGGUCCAACAACUCGAUACUCCCACCGAUUGCACCAUUCUGUUCCUGAAUUGAGACGAGCCAUCAACCUUUUCAAGGAUUUGAAAAGUUCAACCUUGGUUGCGAUAAUCCCCUCCCGGCUCGGGCCAUCCUACAUCGUACGGUUAUCGAAGUUGCACUACAAAUGGCAGAAGAACAUCCCUCCAACACCAUCACACGAUGGGGAUAUUUCAGUCUCACGUGUGGGCAAGAAAUCCAAGUCUUUCAUCUAUACUGAACUCUGUGUGGUAUUUCGAAGACUUAGGGCAUAUCACAGGGCGUGCCCCAGAUAUGGUGCUCCUCUUAGACGGGCGCCGUAGGUUCUUUGACUGCUAUCGAUAAUCAGAUCCAUUCCACAUCUUCAAUGCACUUUCACAGAGAGUCUCUACAGUAACGAUCACUCAAAGUGACCUAGUGCCUGAUAUUUCAUGAGCACCAAUAAGUAGGAUACCUGGAGUGCUCAGUGCGCUAACCUGUAAGACUUCGAGAGGUACUCAGGGACAUGACCCUCCGUCUGCUUAAGCUCGCGCCAAAGCUCAGCCGUUCCUGGAUCAAGUCACCUCUAGUGCCACCCACUGGAAUAUAAGCGAUCCUUGACCAGUACUAGCCUCUGUAUCGCAGAUAAUCACCGGGCAA
Aspergillus novofumigatus IBT 16806 is the source of this 1292-nucleotide messenger RNA. RefSeq lists its product as uncharacterized. The record is from RefSeq and is a predicted model, not a curated record. The coding region runs from base 437 to 976 and encodes 179 amino acids. The transcript has 3 exons. Lineage: Eukaryota; Fungi; Ascomycota; Eurotiomycetes; Eurotiales; Aspergillaceae.